Messenger RNA from Trichoplax adhaerens, 1815 nucleotides. RefSeq lists its product as uncharacterized. Gene Ontology annotation, molecular function: acyltransferase activity. NCBI's taxonomy places the organism in Eukaryota, Metazoa, Placozoa, Uniplacotomia, Trichoplacea, Trichoplacidae. The transcript is spliced from 13 exons. The coding region runs from base 1 to 1815 and encodes 604 amino acids. The record is from RefSeq and is a predicted model, not a curated record.
AUGUUAUCAUGUCAACAAUCUCUUCCUCAUUUACCUGUACCACAGCUUCACGAAACAUUGGCGAGAUAUUUACGUUCAUUACAGACACUGAUAGAUGAUAAUGAAUACGAAUCAAACAAACGAAUCGUUCAAGAAUUUGGCCGAGCUGGAGGUGUAGGAGAGAAAUUAACAAGAAUAAUUCAAGAAAAAGCAAAAACACAUGACAAUUGGUUGUACGAUUGGUGGGAGCAUAGUGUUUAUUUGAAUCAACGGAGUUCUGUUUGUCUGAACAAUAGUCCAGCAUUUUUAUUCCCGAAACGCUCAUUUCGAGAUAGGGGCCAGCAAAUUAAAUUUGCCGCUAAGUUGAUCAUAAGUAUCGUCGAAUUUUAUUACAAAAUCAAAAGCGGGGAUCUACCUGUGGAUAAAAUUAGUAAUCAGCCAGCAUGUAUGAUGCAGUACAAUAAAAUAUUCUAUUCCUGUCGCAUUCCGGGAAAAACUGUCGAUAGUAUUGCUCAAUAUUCUCCAGAAUGCGGGCAGCCAGACUUUAUCGCUAUAGCACAUAAUAAUCACUUUUUUGCGAUCGAGGUAGCGAAAAACGAUCAAAUCUACAGUCGAGAGACGAUUGAACAACAGCUUAGUUAUGUAUUUCAAAAAUCAUCGAGGCCUGUACAGCCUAUUGGUGUGCUAACAACAUCAGAUCGAGAUUCAUGGUUCAAGUCUUAUGAGCUAUUGAUGAAAGAUCAGACAAAUGCUCAGUCAAUUAAGAAGAUUCAAAAAUCGAUGUUUAUGUUAUGUUUCGAUCAAAAUAAUUCUGGUUUAAAUACUGUACGAUCGCAUCUCUUCUUGGAUGAUGGAGAUGGUAGCCGCAAUGCUUCAUAUGGACAAAUGCUGCAUGGAGGGGGUAGUACAAAAAAUUCAGCCAAUCGUUGGUUCGAUAAGACCCUGCAGUUUAUAAUAAACUCUAAUGGCGAUAAUGGUUUAAUUUAUGAACAUUCGGAAUGCGAUGGAGCGCCAGUCCUGAAUUUGGUCGAUUACAUGCUUUCUCGUGAUAAUAUGACUAAAAAUGAAUAUAAAGACACCGGUAGUAAUAAUGUCGCUGUAAAAGAUUUAAAUUUCAAUAUAAGCAGUAAUAUCAUCGGGCCUAUCAAGGGUUCUAUUCUGAAGAUUGAUAAACUGAUUACCAACUUGAAUUUGCGAUCAAUUAAUUUUAAAGAUUUUGGCGAAAACUUUAUAACAUCGCAAUCUUUGAGUCCUGAUAGUUUCUUUCAAAUAGCAAUGCAAAUAGCAUUCUUCAGAAUUCAUAAUCGGAUAGCCUGUGCACACCAAAUUGUAUCAACUAGGCUAUAUCUUCUUGGUCGAACUGAAACUAUACGCCCUAGUACACUGGAAGCUAAGGCUUUUGCUGAAGUAGCUUUUUCUAAUAAUGUCGAAAUAUCAGUAAAACGUAACUUGUUAAAGCAAGCAGUUAUGGUACACGAAAAAUUCAAAUCAAAAGCUAAUCAGGGGCAGGGUUGGGAUAGACACUUUUUAGGAAUGCAGAUGGCAGCCAAAGAAAACCUAUCUAAAAUGCCGAAGUUGUUUACAAGUUCAGGAUUCAUUAGGAGUUCUUAUGUUGAAUUAUCGACAAGCCAGAUACCUUUUAAGCAUCAAGUAUGUUCGAGUGCUGCUCCCGUGAACCUAGAUUGCUAUAACGUUGGAUACAACUUAUUUCCCGGCAAUAUCCUAUUUGUUUGUACAUCUUUUAAUGAUUCCACAGCAACAAAUCUCUUGGACUUUGUGGAAGUUUUGCAAUUAAGUCUAGCAGAAAUGAAGACAAUUUUGAUCCAAGAAAAAUAA